Molecule: messenger RNA, 1499 nt
Organism: Anoplopoma fimbria (sablefish)
Lineage: Eukaryota; Metazoa; Chordata; Actinopteri; Perciformes; Anoplopomatidae
Gene: cfap263
Product: coiled-coil domain containing 113
Exons: 9
Coding region: 1-1155 (384 amino acids)
Biological process (GO): cilium assembly
Cellular component (GO): ciliary basal body; axoneme
Source: RefSeq, a predicted model, not a curated record
AUGGAGGACGAGCUUUCGCCUGCGGCAGAAAAGGGGAAAGAGGUCACACAAGAACCGAAAGAAUUCCUCUAUAACCAAGUAGAGGAACUAAAGUGUUACAAUGCAGCCCUCCUGGCAGAGAUCGACAUGUAUGAACGGUUCAUCGGCCGCAUUGAUCCUCGGGACCUGGCGUCCCAUGCUGGGGGAGACGGUCCCGGGGCAGCAGGAGUCUCCAACCUGGAGGGUGGGGUAAGUGCUCGGAGACGGAGAUCCCGGUCCAACAUAUCAGAACGACUCCAGCAGCUGACCCUGGAACAAAAACUUUAUGUGGCCCAGAGAGAAGUAACAGAGACACGACAAGACCGGGAGAAACUCAGACAGAGAUAUGAGAGAAUUCAGGACAACUACAAGGCCUCUCUGAAAGAAGCAGAAUUGCGUCUUGCAGAAAUCAGGAAGGCUAAGAACAAGUUUGAAAGCAGACUGCUUAAACCUAUGAAGGACAUCAGGUUGGAAAUGAAGGAGCCGGAGAAGGUGCUUCAGUACAUCGAGGACAAGUCAAUGGUCACCCAGUUAGAAAAGUAUAAUCUGAAGAACCAGACACUGAAGGCCCAAGAGAAGAAGCUCCAGCAGCAGCUUCAACAGAGGAAAGAGAUGGGAAAAGCCGAGUACGAGGACAUUUUCCAGGAAUACAGCGAGCAGAGAAUAGACAAAAACUUGGAUGAACUUCAAGUCAACAGUUUGAAAGUACUACGUGUCCUCUGUUCAAACAAGGAGAAGCUGCAGAGCGUGACGUUGGAGGCCACAGAGCUGAACAAUGACAUCACCAACAGGAAGCAGAUGCUGGCAAAAAUUGAGGAGGAGAUACAGCACGCUGAGGAGGAGCGUUUAAAAGCAGAGGCCCUCAACCAACACCUGCGCCGCCAGAUGAACGAUUAUCAGGCUCCUGACAUCACUGAAUACAUGCAAGUCAAGGAAAAACACAAGAAGCUGCAGCGGAGCCUUCACACUUGGCAGAGAAAGUUUGGGAUGGCUGAGAUGGCAUUGAAGACCCACACUAAAGCCUGGAGCACACAGAGAGCCACUCUAUCUCCGGCUGACAGAGCUGAGGCUGGAGCUAGAACUGGGGAGCACCAAAUCACCGUAAAGCUCCCGCACAUAGCAGAACACAGCACAUAGAGACUUAGAGAAUCAGAAGGCAUACUGGAGUCAUAAAAUAACAAGGACAUUGUGUGGCAGAAAGGAAAACGUUGCUACUAUUGCAAACACACACACUAUUACAGUCACCCAACAUCUGAUUUAUCGCUCCAUACACGCUGUUCAUGCUUGUUUGGAAACUGUUGCCUUGAAGCUUUAAUCCUUAUCAUGUCUUAGUUUUUAUCAUGUCCUUGGGAAAUUUCUUCCCAUGCACCAGAAUGAAGAAUGAAUUGCACAGUAGAUGUUCUGACAAUGUAAAACCUUUUCUCCAUUAAUCACUGUUACUUAACCUUUGUGUCCUGAAUUAUGUUGAAUAAUAAAACAUU